This is a messenger RNA of Eurypyga helias (sunbittern), 711 nucleotides long. RefSeq names its product hematopoietic prostaglandin D synthase (gene HPGDS). Gene Ontology annotation, molecular function: glutathione transferase activity. The transcript is spliced from 5 exons. The record is from RefSeq and is a predicted model, not a curated record. Bases 4 to 603 code for a protein of 199 amino acids. NCBI's taxonomy places the organism in Eukaryota, Metazoa, Chordata, Aves, Eurypygiformes, Eurypygidae. Gene Ontology annotation, biological process: glutathione metabolic process.
AGCAUGCCACAGUACAAGCUGACAUACUUCAAUCUGCGAGGACGAGCAGAAAUCAGCCGCUACCUCUUCGCCUAUUCGGGCAAGGAGUAUGAAGACCACAGGAUAGAAGCAGCAGAGUGGCCCAAAAUCAAACCAACUAUCCCAUUCCACAAAAUCCCCAUUCUGGAAGUAGAUGGAGUUAUCAUUCACCAGAGCCUGGCAAUAGCAAGAUACCUUGCCAGAGAAUCAGGUCUGGCCGGUCAUACACCUGUGGAACAGGCACUUGCUGAUGCUAUUGUGGACACCAUAGAUGAUUUCAUGACACUGUUCCCUUGGGCAGAGAAAAACCAGGAUGUGAGAAAACAAGCAUUCGAUGAUAUCCUCACCAACAAAGCGCCUGAGCUACUCAAAGAUUUGGAUACUUUCUUAGGGGAUAACACCUGGCUGGUAGGGAAGUCUGUAACGUGGGCCGAUUUCUACUGGGAUGUGUGCAGUACGACACUUCUGUCCUGUAAACCUGACCUGGCAGACAACUACCCCAGGCUUCUGGCUCUCAGAGACAGAGUGCAGGCACUUCCAGCUAUUGCGGCCUGGAUCCAGAAGAGACCGAAGACCAUAAUGUAGAUCAACCACUCAGACUAGAAAAAAACCCAAACAAUUGCAUGUUUAGUUUUCAAAAUGACAAGCAUCCUAAGUUAUUAAUUUUAGAGUAAUUUAAGUUAAUUUCAGAUG